AUGGCGGAGCACAUACCCGAAGACGUGAUAGUUAAAAUCGUGGAGCAGUUGCCGAUCAAAUCCUUAAUCCGCUUCACCUGUGUUUCAAAGUGGUGGCGUUCCAUCAUAUUGUUCGACCACCAAUUCGCGAAAUCCCAGUUCGAUCAUCAGCAGAGUCGAACAAGCUUAAGGCUCCUCGUCUCCACCGCCUCUGAAUCAGAAUAUGAGUCCCUAUACUCCGAGACGCCAUUAGACUCUCUCGUUAUUAAGCUGAGCUGCCCAUUCAAGCAACCUUACCACGACGUCACCUUACUCUCCUCCUGCAAUGGUUUGGUAUUCGCUUCAUCCUAUAAUAAUAGAGCAUGCUAUGAACCACGGAAGGACCUGCCGAUAUUCUCAUGGAGAGCUAACACUUGGAAAACAAUCCAAGUCCCUUCCAAUCUCAAUAACUUCGAGGAGGCACUUCAUUGGUACAAGGAGAGUAGUAGAGAAAAUAAAAUAGUUGUUUUCGAUUUGGCAAGUGAAGAGUUCCGAACUAUGCCUCUGCCUCCUCGUCUUUUUGAGCCAACGAACCCUCGUUCGUUUAGAGGAUGCUUGUGUGUUUAUGAUUGUCGAGACAAUGGCUAUAUUUAUCUGUGGAUCAUGAGAGAAUAUGGCGUGGCUGACUCGUGGGCUAAGCUCUUUACUAUAAAAGCUCCAGCUCUAGAUCUGCCUAGGGGUGUAAUUUGUACAUUGACGCCAAUCUUGGCAACAGAAAGUAGUUCAUUACUGUUAAGAUAUAUGUACGAGUCCAACGGAAAAAGAGAAUCAUGGUUGGUUAGGAGUGGUGAUCAUGGCCAGGAAAAGGAGUUUCAGACUAUAAUCACUAUAUUUAAGAAGAGUCUAACUUGUCACGUCACAGUAUAUAAAGAGAGUCUACUUUGGCUUCACUAA
Molecule: messenger RNA, 912 nt
Organism: Argentina anserina (silverweed cinquefoil)
Lineage: Eukaryota; Viridiplantae; Streptophyta; Magnoliopsida; Rosales; Rosaceae
Product: F-box protein At3g07870-like
Exons: 2
Coding region: 1-912 (303 amino acids)
Molecular function (GO): protein binding
Source: RefSeq, a predicted model, not a curated record